CGUUCGAUUGAAAUAAAUGAAACUUUUUUAUUUAAUCAAAGUAAAAACUAACUUGAUCUGCGUCAAUUCUAUUUUUUUUUUUGGCUACAGACUUAAAUGAAAGAACAUUUUUUUUAUAUGCUUCUAGUGAAGCGUGCAUAGUUUUUUUUAAUGAAACCUAACAUCCACUCGAGCCCAAGUGUUCUACGGAAGGAUGACUUAAAUAUUUAGUGUAUCUAAUUGUUUCUUGUUAGAAACUGUCUUACGUUUCUGUUACUUUUAAGUAAAAAAGUAGUGCCUAGGUUUGUUAUUUUCCAAAUUUAUAUUGUGAAAGGCUCCCUUGUUAAAAAGCUUUUUUAAUUUGGAAAUCAUGAAAACAACCCCCUAUACAUUGCUGCAGGGCACGAAAAUGUCGUUACCCAACACUAUGUCCAAAGAGUGUCAAGAGAAAAAAAAUCAAAAAGGAGUGAACGGAGAGUCUGGGUGUACGAGUUUGAGAGUUAUUUGUAAUCAAAAUAAUGAGUAUUUUUCUGAUACAGGAAACAGAGAUGGACGUCGGUUAUUUCGUAACAUAAGAAAAAGAGCAGAUAUAAAAAAAGGUGUUUUAGAUCGUUUGGCUGAAAUAAAAACACAGGGAACAGUCUGGGCUUGCUGCUGCUCGCAUGAAUAUGUCUUCGAUGAUCUUCAAGCAGCGUAUCACGAGGGAUAUUUUGAUCCCUCCAUUUUAACGUUAGUAACAGCAUAUAGUGAAGUCCUAUAUUGCAAAGCGUUUGAGAAGCAUACAUUAUUUUUGUUCAAGUUUGGUUGUGUAGUGGCCUGGAAUUUAACUCUUGAAAAUCGUGUGAAAGUUUUAAAUUUACUGCGUCAUUUUCAAAAAAAACCUUAUCAAAGAAAAUAUGAAGAAGAUGAAAUGAAUUUCGCUUUAGAUGAUAAACAAGGUAUACGUCAAGAUACUAUUCAUAUUGUCACGGAUGAUAUGUUUGAAAAACUUGGGUAUUCUUAUGCCUUUGCUCAAUGUGUGAAACUCGCUUAUUUUGAAUCCAAUGUUGACGAGACAAUUGAAAGAACCCGAGCCAUACCAGAAAGUCUUGCGGUCACUGGAAAAGUCAAUUCGACGCGGAAAGAUAUUAGUCGUCGUAUAGGAGAAUUAUUUACAAGUCGUUUUUAUAUUAAUCUUCAUACAGAUAUUUUAGAUACUCCUGAUAUAUUUUGGGAUUUUGAUGAAUACGCCCAUCACUACUCAUCAUGCAGACGUUAUUUGGAAAUACCUAAGAGAGUGGAAAUUUUAAAUCAGCGACUUGACAUUAUUAAAGAUUUAUAUGAUAUGCUUAAUGAUGAGUUAACAAUUCAGCAUGGUCAUCGGUUAGAAUGGAUUGUCAUUUAUUUAAUUUGCAUUGAAGUGGCUAUUGAAAUCAUCUGGAAAAUUAUUAUAAAAGAUAUUCUUAAAUUAGUAUGAUUUCAAUCCUGCAUUGGAAGUUUUUUUUUCGAUAGUGGUAAAGAGCGCAGGCGCUUCCAUUGACCUAACCUGUGGAGUUUCCGACGUCUUUCCAUACAUUCGUUUAUAUUAAAAAAUAUUUUUAUAUGAAAAAACCUGGUCUUGCUGUAUGUGACACGCAUUUUUUUUACUUGUCGUUAUUAUUAAAGUUAAUAAAUAAUAUCAUAAUUUCUAAUUCU
Hylaeus volcanicus is the source of this 1653-nucleotide messenger RNA. RefSeq lists its product as uncharacterized. The transcript has 13 exons. The coding region runs from base 350 to 1435 and encodes 361 amino acids. The record is from RefSeq and is a predicted model, not a curated record. Lineage: Eukaryota; Metazoa; Arthropoda; Insecta; Hymenoptera; Colletidae.